Molecule: messenger RNA, 1221 nt
Organism: Rotaria socialis
Lineage: Eukaryota; Metazoa; Rotifera; Eurotatoria; Philodinida; Philodinidae
Source: the annotation of a GenBank genome assembly
AUGCAUGGUAGCAAACACAGAACAACGGAUGGUCUGUAUGAAACCCGAAAAGACGGUGGCGGAUAUUCGUCAACAAAACGAGAGUGGAAUUUGCAAAGCCAUGGAUUUAAUGAUGAUUCACCCAAUCAUCGAAAAUACAUUCGAACACAAUCUUCUUCAAGUAAUCGAACUGUGCCAUCGUCGUCGUCGUUUUCUCAGCAGCAACGUCAAAAUGGCGACAAGGAUAAGAAAACACUCAAAGAUGCAAAAAAACCGCUUCGCGUAUUUGGUGAUUGGUCUGAAUUUAAAAGUUCAACAGGAAAAACCUAUUUCUACAAUUGUAAGACAGAAAUUUCUCAAUGGGAAAAACCUAAAGGAUGGCCAACAGACGAAACAUCAUCUUCAACUGCUCGAUCGUCCUCCACAUCUUUUUCCACUGAUCGAACUAAAAAAGAAUCAACCAAUACGAAUAGUUCACCUUCAGUUCGUUCUCGAUAUAAGAUGGAUGAAUCCUCAGAAAAUUCUCGUUAUCAACAAAAAGAUAUCCCUAUUCCUAAUUCGUCCAUUAAAUAUGAACAAAAUGGUGAUAUUCAUUCUCAUUCAUUAAAUCAUUUUAGUCACGAAUCAUUAAAACCUAAUGAAUCAUUUUAUACGACUUCCAAUCUUCGUCAACCUAGUCCAAGUGAUGAUAAUUCACGAAUGUCAUUUUCAUCGACGAGUAGUAAAGAAUCAUCAGCUAUGAACAUUUCUGAACGGAAUGGUAAUGGACAUGAAAAUAAUGGUGGUGUUCUACAUUCGUCAUUAUCUGAACCCGCUAUUUCAGUAUCUACUCCAGUGUCUGAUAUGUCCAAUAAACCUCGUGAAAAAGAACCAAUCUCUUUAAAUGGAAAUGAAGCAAAACCUUCCUCAACUCGAACAGCAACAACAGAAAAAACUACAGAAAUCGAACCAGCUACUCCAACAAUUUCAAAAACUGAACGAGAUCAAGAAUUUCACAAAUAUUAUCGUGUUGGUUUAAUUCAACAUUUAACUGAUUGGCCGUCAAAUCAACUAGAAAAACAGUGUUUAAAACUUUUUGAUGAAUAUUAUGCUUACAGUGCUAAAAUGUCAACAGGAUUCAUCGAACUUAAAGCAUUAAAAUCGAACUUUCGCGUACUUGAAAUAAAACAAAAUAUUCUAAGACGAAGACUUCUCCGGUGUCAACAACACGUUAGAGAACGAGAAGAUGAUAAACUGUUAUAA